Molecule: messenger RNA, 2353 nt
Organism: Liolophura sinensis
Lineage: Eukaryota; Metazoa; Mollusca; Polyplacophora; Chitonida; Chitonidae
Product: hexokinase-1-like
Biological process (GO): glucose metabolic process; intracellular glucose homeostasis; carbohydrate phosphorylation
Cellular component (GO): cytosol; mitochondrion
Molecular function (GO): glucokinase activity; fructokinase activity; D-glucose binding
Source: RefSeq, a predicted model, not a curated record
GUCCCAGUGUGGAGGUGCACCGACGGAUGCUUCUCUUACGCUCAGCAAAAGAGUAAAACUACUGUUGAGCAGUGCCACACUGACCCACAACUGACAUUAGGACUAUCUACUUUGAUUCAAAAUGGAGAUGCCAUCAAAGAAACGCCGAUUGGAAAUGUCUCUCGAUACGGAAAAAGCAAACAAGAUAGACAAGUUCUUGGAGCAGUUUGUGUUGACAGUGGAGAAAACUAAACAAUUGAUGACAGUUUUUGAGGAAGAGAUGAAACUAGCAUACAGCAAGGAGAAAGAACAGAGAGAUGUGUCGUCAGUUCUCAAUGAGUACACCUACAUAUAUCAGCUUCUGGAUGGCAAUGAGAAUGGUGAUUUUCUUGGUCUGGAUCUUGGAGGCAGUAAUUUUCGCUUGAUUUAUAUUUGUUUGAACAAUGGGAAGAUGACGCCAGUUAUACGGUCAUACGUAUUACCUGUAGAGCUUUUGGAACAACGUGUUGAAAAGGUGUACGAUUUUGUGGUAGAAAAGAUGGCCAGUUUUCUGGAGGAAGAAAAAAUCAAGGAUAAAAGAUUACCUUUGGGUUUCACAUUUUCUUUCCCAAUGAAGCAGGCUGGUCUGCGAUCUGGUGUUCUUGUCACCUGGACAAAGAGUUUCCGUUGUCCUAACGGAAUUGGCGAGGAUGUUGUCACCUUUCUGGAAAAUGCCAUUAAACGUAGAGGAGAUUUAUCUGUUAAUGUGGAAGCCUUGUUGUGUGACACUACAGCCACCUUGGUAGCUGGAAAUGCCGAAGACCCAAACUGCAGAGUGGGAUUAAUUAUUGGUACUGGCUGUAAUGCAAGUUUUGUGGAACAGAUCAAGUAUGCGGAGAAAGUGGAUAUUGAAAAAGCAAAGGAGGUAAUCAUUGAUAUACAGUGGGGUAGCCUUGGUGACAAUGGCUGCCUGGAUUAUAUCAAAACCGAUGUAGACAGGACAGUGGAUAUGGAAUCAAAUCAUCCUAACAGCUUUACAUUUGAAAAGAUGAUAUCUGGAUUUUACCUGGGAGAAGUUGUUCGUCACAUCCUGAUCAAGCUUACAGAUCAGGGCUUACUGUUUGAUGAAUGUUUCCAACUGAGGCAGUGGCCAGUGUUGAGCGGGAUCGGGAUGAUGACACAAGUCACACGGUUUUCUGUGAUAAAGCAGUUAGGGAUUACCAGUGUGAUGAAGAAAGAUGUUGCCGUGGUGAGAGAGGUGUGUGCAGUUGUGUCUGCACGAGCGGCCCAUUUAGUGGCUGGCAAUUUGGCUGUACUUUUAAAUCACAUGAACAAGCCAGAAGUAACAAUAGCUGUUGAUGGUUCUGUCUAUGAACAUCACCCCAACAUGCACGGCCUGAUCAUUGACAGACUGGCUGAACUCGUGCCUCAAACUAAGGUCAAGCUGACCUUGUGUAAAGAAGGCAGUGGGAAGGGGGCAGCGCUAACAGCAGCUAUUGCUCUAAAGCAGACUUCAACAAAUUGAAAGUGAAUUGACGCUGUGUAAAAAUGUCCAGCCUAGCACAGCAACUCUUGACAGAUUCAUUGAAGAUCUUACCAAGUAUAUCUACAUACAGUACUCAUGUACCAACAAGUAGUUUUGUGUGAUGGGAAUGCGAGCAUUCUCUUAUAUAACUAAUGAGACUGUUUUUGUGCCAGCCAAGUACUUAAUUAUAUAGUAAUUUGAUGUAAUCUCAGUCAGAAAUGGCACAUAUCAUUUCAAUACUUUCGAGUACGCUUAUUUGCUCAUGCAUUCGUAGAAGUCACGUCUGUCACUAUUAUUCAAUAAGUAGAUCAGUGCAGUUCAAGUUUAGACUAACAAAGCAGUUGAUUUUGUUAAGGGAAUGAUUGAACUCAUAUUCUAUUAGAACCCCUAGUAUCUACAUGUGUGUAUCGUAUUGUGUAACAUGUAAAUAUCUAUCUAUAUAUCUAUAAGGGUAACAUGGGUGCUUAUUUUUAAACCCUAUAUCAUUCAUCUAUUAUCAUUUCGUUUAUAGCAUUUUUAGCCUUGCAAUGUAUGUUUCUGUCUACAAAUUUUGAUAUCUCUAAGACUCAAAAAUUAAAAAUAAAUUCAUAACAAAAUGAAUUUAUAAGACAGGUUACGUAGUUUAUGGUGUUUUGUUGUUUUGAAAAGAUCUGAGAUUGUUAUUGUUCCUGUCCAGAAAAUUCAUUUAGAAGUUUACUGCCUUAAAGUAUAAUGAAUUGUCCAUGGUAUUUUAAUUACAUAUUAUUUCUAUAACAUAUUUUUCUUUUAACAUUUUAAUUUAAGACUUAACUUUUGGUUUUAUUGCAUCAUCUUUAUGAUAUCAUUUACAGGAUGCCAUUUUUAUGAUUAAACACUCUCUCAUGUACUGUA